Molecule: messenger RNA, 2989 nt
Organism: Oncorhynchus nerka (sockeye salmon)
Lineage: Eukaryota; Metazoa; Chordata; Actinopteri; Salmoniformes; Salmonidae
Product: zinc finger protein 14-like
Exons: 4
Coding region: 227-2989 (920 amino acids)
Biological process (GO): regulation of transcription by RNA polymerase II
Cellular component (GO): nucleoplasm
Molecular function (GO): RNA polymerase II cis-regulatory region sequence-specific DNA binding; DNA-binding transcription repressor activity, RNA polymerase II-specific
Source: RefSeq, a predicted model, not a curated record
AUAAUCUAGUGGACGGGACGGGACACUUCUUCAACAAGGACGACAAGCUACUGAUUAAACCACAUCGGUUGUUCGCUAGCAAACAUAAAACCGGUAAUAUUUAGACAAUUUGUGUGUAUAUUAACCUCGGUGUUUUAAACACACUGUUUACUAGUUACUUUAAUAUUUACGUUGUCAGCUAGCUAGCUGUUUUAGUUAGCACUGGGAUAGUCUAACGUUCCCGACCAUGAGUUCACUAUCCUACUCCCCACCUGCUAAAGAAGAGGAGGACUGCUGGACGGAGAAAGAAGGUCCAGUGAAAGAGGAGAAGGAAGAGGAGGCUAUCACGGUUAAAAGGGAAGUAGAGGGUGAGGCUGUUUCAGUGAAAGAGGAAGACGUUUCAGUGAAAGAGGAGGUGGAUGUUACUGUGGAAGAAGAGGAAGGCGCGUUCAGAGUGAAAGAAGAGGAGGAUGCAGUUGAAAAAGUGAAAGAGGAGGAGGAUGAGAUUACUGUCACAGUUAUAGAGGAGGAAGAAGAGAAGAAUGGAGAUCUGAUUAACACCAGAGAGAGACAAGACUCUCACUCUGACAGCGAAAAGCGUCUUUCAGAAGAACCAGAGACGUCCAAAUCAGCAAGACGACGCCACUCUUCCCAGUGUGGAAAGAGUUUGACCAAGUUAGGGAGCCUUAAAAACCAUGAUAUUACACACACAGGAGAAAAGCCCUACCAAUGUUCCCAGUGUGGAAAGAGUUUUACAAGGUUUUGGAACCUAAAAGAACAUGUGAGGACACACACAGGGGAAAAACCUCAUCACUGCUCCCAGUGUGGAAAGAGUUUUAUCCGGUUAAGCCACCUGAAAGAACACAAGAGAACGCACACAGGGGAGAAGUCUUAUUACUGCUCCCAAUGUGGAAAAGGUUUUAUCCAGUUAAGGAAACUGAAAAUGCAUGAAAUGACACAUACAGGGGAGAAGCCCUACCACUGCUCAGAGUGUGAAAAUAGAUAUGUUUCAUCAGGAGCCCUGAAGUCACAUAAGAGAACACACACAGGGGAGAAGCCAUACCUCUGUUCCCAGUGUGGAAAGAGUUUUAGCUGGCCAGGGCAACUGAAAGAGCACGAGAGGACACACACAGGAGUGAAGCCUUACUAUUGCUCCCUGUGUGGAAAGAGUUUUACCCAUUUAGGGAACUUAAAAAGGCAUAAAAGAUCACACGCUGUAGAGAAGCCGUAUCAAUGCUCCCAGUGUGAAAACGUGUUUUUAUCACCAUGGGACCUGAAAAAACAUGAGAAAACCCACUCUGUAGAGAGGCCUUUCAAAUGCUCUCAGUGUGGAAAGAGAUUUAUUCAGCGUUGUCAUUUGAAAGCGCAUGAAAAAAUACACACAGGCGAAAAACCAAUGUGCUCUCAUUGUGGAAAGAGUUUUACCCAGUUAGGGAGCCUAAAAGAGCACGAGAGGACACACACGGGAGAGAAGCCAUACCACUGUUCCCGGUGUGGAAAGAGUUUUACCCGGUUAUGGUGCCUGAAAGCACAUGAGAGAAUGAAGAAGCUGUGUUCUGACUUACAAGCUCUGGGGCUGAACAUUAUCGUGGUAGAAGAGGAGGAUAUCACAGUGAAAGGAGAGAAAGAAGAUUUCAGAAUUAAAAAGGAGGAUGUUAUAGUGAAAGAAGAGAAAGAACCGUUUGGAAUGGAAGAGGGAAUAGAGUAUGUAACAGUGGAAGAGGAGGAGAUAGAAGCUUUCAGAAUUAAAGAGGAGGAAGUUACAGUGAAAGAAGAGAAAGAACCGUUUGGAGUGAAAGAGGGGGUAGAGGCUGUCACAGUGGAAGAGGUGGAGAUAGAAGCUUUCAAAAUGGAAGAGGAGGAAGUUACAGUGAAAGAAGAGAAAGAACCGUUUGGAGUGAAAGAGGGGGUAGAGGCUGUCACAGUGGAAGAGGAGGAGAUAGAAGCUUUCAAAAUGGAAGAGGAGGCUCCCUCAAUAAAAAAGGAGGACAUUUUGGGAGUGAAAGAAAGGGAAGAAAUUGGGGAGGAGACUGAAGACCUGAUUAACACCAGAGAGAGACCAGACUCUCCAUCUGACAAGAGUCCUUCAGGGGAAACAGACCCAGGGAGGAGACCUUCAGGGGAACCAGACCCAGGGAGGAGACCUUCAGGGGAACCAGACUUAGGGAAGAGUCAUUCAGGUGAACCAGACUUGGGGAAGAGUCCUUCAGGGGAACCAGACCUAGAGAGGAGACCUUCAGGGGAACCAGACCUAGAGACUGCCAAACCAGUAGGACGAUACUGCUGCUCCCACUGUGGAAGGAGAUUUACCAAGUUACACAACCUAAAAGAGCACGAGAGGACACACACAGGAGAAAAGCCUUUCCAAUGUUCCCAGUGUGGAAAGAGUUUUAGCCGGUUAGACAGCCUGAAAAUGCAUGAAAGAAUUCACUCUGGAGAGAAGCCUUACCAAUGCUCCUAUUGUGUAAUGAGUUUUUCACGAUCACAGGCCCUCAAAAGGCAUGAGAGGACACACACAGGAGAAAAGCCUUUUCAAUGCUCCCAGUGUGGAAAUAGUUUUACCCUGUUGGCACACCUGAAAUCACAUGAGAGGACGCACACAGGAGAAAAGCCUUUCCAAUGUUCCCAGUGUGGAAAGAGUUUUACCCGGUUAAGGACCCUAAUUAGGCACCAAGGAAUACACAAAGAAGGAAGGAAGACCUUCCAUUGCUCUCUGUGUGGAAAGAGUUUUACUGAGUUAUGGGGCGUGAAAAUACACGAGAGAAUUCACUCUACACACAGAGGAGAAAGGCCUUUCCAAUGCUCCCAAUGUGGAAAGCGUUUUUGCCAGUUAGGGAACCUGAAUUUACAUAAGAUAAUUCACUCUGGAGAUAAGCCUUACCACUGCUCUCAGUGUGGAAAGAGCUUUAUUCGGUCAUGCCAUCUCAAAGAGCAUGAGAAAACACACACAGGGAAAAGCCCUUCCAAUGUUCCCAGUGUGGGAAGAGUUUUGCCCGGUUAUGGAACCUAA